AUGAAGGAUAUUACGAAAGGCUUGGGUGCUGUCGGUGCUACUUGCCUUCCAGAAUGGGGACCAGAUGGUCUCCACUGGGCCUGGUUGGAGACGUUUCGGAAAUCUCGAGCGCAGGAAGAGCGCAAUUCGCAUCAUUAUAGCUCAGCGAAUACACCAAUAUUAACAAUGAUUGAUCCUUGGGGUAAAGGACCACAAGAGUACAAUCGAUACAAUAGCUGUAGCACACUUUCGGUGCCUAACUGCCAUCCCACAAGAAGGAAGCACGAGGGCCAGGAUACUGCCAGGUUGCCCAGGCCUAGACAGGGGAAGUCGAGAGGCAGAGGUCAGGGUUCGGACCACGGACCUUCCGGUCAGUAA
Opisthorchis viverrini is the source of this 357-nucleotide messenger RNA. RefSeq lists its product as hypothetical. The transcript has 2 exons. The record is from RefSeq and is a predicted model, not a curated record. Lineage: Eukaryota; Metazoa; Platyhelminthes; Trematoda; Opisthorchiida; Opisthorchiidae. The coding region runs from base 1 to 357 and encodes 118 amino acids.